Molecule: messenger RNA, 1089 nt
Organism: Rotaria sordida
Lineage: Eukaryota; Metazoa; Rotifera; Eurotatoria; Philodinida; Philodinidae
Source: the annotation of a GenBank genome assembly
ACUUUUUACAAAUGAAUGCUUUUCGUCCGUCACAGUAUUAAAAUUUCAAUAAGAAGAGAAAAAGAACAAAGCGGAGGAAUAAAAUAAAGAAAGUCAACUGUAUGUUUAUUCCCAUUUAACAACAAAAGUUUCAACUCUGAAGAAGAGCAUAUUAUGUUCGGAACUGUCAAUUAUGAUAUAUCUAUUGUUAUACAUUUAUAUUUACAUUUAUGUAUUUUAUUUUACAUUGGUAAUUGUAAAUUAUAAUCUAUGUAACAUAUUUAAUGAAUUAAGCAACAAAAUAUUUUUAAAAUGACCAAUACAACCUUCUAAAGCGUAAUGAAUUUUCAUUCUCUCCUUACAACAACAGAAAUAGCUGUAUUCUGAUAAAAGAGAAUUAAUGGUGUUGCAUAAAGUUGAAAUAAGGUAUUCAUAACCUAUAAAACUUUAUUGAAGCUUGUGUUUGUAUUGACUGUAUUUUCUAUUAUUCAAACCCACAUCAAUUCUCCAAAAUUAGAUAUAUACGUGAAAAUCUGACAUUUCCAACACCAAAACAAUUUUGUAUAAUAAAAUGUAUUUUUCAAAAAUCUUACCAGAUGGGGCUCAAAGAUCCGUAGGUGGGGCUCAGCCCCAUCUGGCACCCCCCCCCCUGGCUCCGCCACUGAGAACGUUAAUUAUUGAUUUAAGUAUAUAAACAUUUUAGAUUGAUUUAUUUGAUUUACGCAAUUAAUGGAUUUGCCAGAUGAAAUUCUCAUUAUUAUUUUUAAGGAAUUAGGUACAAUUGAUGUUUUGAAUUUAGUUGAUAUAAAUCAACGAUUAGAUAAUAUUUUAUAUGAUCAUGAAGUAAUAAGCCAUUUAACAUUAUUCAGAUAUUCAUCAAAUAAUUAUAUUUAUCCAUUAGAUGAUAAGUUAAUUGAUUUAUUUUGUUUAAAAAUUUUACCUGAAAUUUAUCAUAAAAUAAAAUGGUUGAACCUUGAAGUGUCAUCUAUGGAACGUAUUCUUGAAAGAAAUUAUCCUAAUUUAUGUGGAAUUGGAUUAUAUAAUAUGGAUUCAGAUACAGCUUUAGAUUUAUUUUAUGAUAAUAGCUUCGAUGAUAAAGUAUUUUGCUAA